UUUGGCUAUAUAUUUUGGCGACUUUAAAUCAAUCCGGCAAUUGGUAUUAUUUAUUUCGUUGUAUUGUUCUAGAAUAGUCAAUUUCAUUUUUGAAUUUAUCACGUGUGCAUGACAGCAUCAUGAUUAUUUUGAAGAUUCUGAGCAGUCCGGCGACCCAAAUUUCACUAAAAUCUGUCGGUAAACCACUUUUGAGCAAAGUCUCUCCGUUUGUAAUCCGAACGCAAUGUCUGGCAGACAGCUCGAGAUCGGCAUUCAGGAGGGCUGGUAUUGGAGUCCGACGAAGAACUAUGAAAGAAACCCUACUGCAACCAGCUGGUGAUACUGCUUUCGAUCUUGGAAAAGGAGUUGUUGCCGGAGCAUCAGUAUUUGGAUUAGGAGCACUUUGUUACUAUGGUCUUGGACUAUCUAAUCAACCUGGAGCUAUAGAUCAAUCUGUUUUAUGGCCGUCUUAUGUAAAGGAACGUAUUCGAGACACGUACAUGUACUUUGGUGGAAGCAUUGCCUUAACUGCUGCAUCUGCUGCUGCUGUUUUUCGUUCUCCUGUCCUCUUCAGAUUGGUUGCAAGCAAUUCCUGGCUGGCAAUUGGUGCUUCAAUUGCUGCAAUGAUUGGGAGUGGAAUAAUUGUUCGAUCAAUACCCUAUUCUGAAGGUCUGGGAGUUAAACAGUUAGCCUGGGCUGCUCAUAGUGGUAUUAUGGGAGCAGUAAUUGCACCACUUUGUCUGUUGGGAGGUCCUCUGUUAAUUAGAGCAGCAUGGUACACUGCUGGUAUUGUUGGUGGAUUAUCUACUGUUGCAGUUUGUGCACCAAGUGAAAAAUUUUUAAACAUGGGUGGUCCCUUAGCAAUUGGUUUAGGAGUUGUGUUUGCAGCAUCGUUAGGUUCAAUGUUCCUUCCUCCAACAACUGCUCUGGGAGCGGGAAUCUAUUCUAUUAGUCUUUACGGAGGAUUGCUUCUCUUCAGCGGAUUUUUGCUAUUUGACACUCAAAGAAUCAUUAAGAAAGCCGAGAUGUAUCCGAUGUACGGAAUGAAACCUUUUGAUCCGAUUAAUGCGUCCAUUUCUAUCUAUUUGGAUACAAUCAAUAUUUUCAUUAGAAUUGCCACAAUUUUAGCGGGAGGAGGAUCUCGCAAAAAAUAAGUUGGACCAUUCUUUACAAGAUACUAUUUAUUUCAUAUAUAGUGCAAAUUCUGUAUAUAAAAAUUUAUGUAGUUUAUACAAGAAUAAAUAAAUCAUCGUGGUGCAAAACUAA
Messenger RNA from Centruroides sculpturatus (bark scorpion), 1245 nucleotides. Its product is annotated as growth hormone-inducible transmembrane protein-like. NCBI's taxonomy places the organism in Eukaryota, Metazoa, Arthropoda, Arachnida, Scorpiones, Buthidae. The transcript has 8 exons. Gene Ontology annotation, cellular component: mitochondrial inner membrane. The record is from RefSeq and is a predicted model, not a curated record. Bases 120 to 1133 code for a protein of 337 amino acids.